Messenger RNA from Carica papaya (papaya), 2282 nucleotides. The record is from RefSeq and is a predicted model, not a curated record. NCBI's taxonomy places the organism in Eukaryota, Viridiplantae, Streptophyta, Magnoliopsida, Brassicales, Caricaceae.
AUGGGGCGAACAACGUGUUUGGGAUGGAGAAACCAAACCUGGUUGAUUUGACGAGAUUUUUGCUCAGUUAUCUAAGCAAUCUCUCUCCACCAGACACAGAUAGUCUCUGGAAUAAGGAACUUGUCGAGUCAUCUGUCCGGAAUCUCAUAAGUGAGUUGGCAAAACUGAGCUGUGGAGUUCCAGAGUCGAACUAUUCUGGAUCUGUACAGACACCAUUCCCGAAUAGAAAUGGACAAACACUACGAUCCUUUGGUCAAAACAUUGAAAUGAAAAGGGGUGAUUGGUACUGUCCAAGGUGUAAAUUUAUGAACUUUGCAAGAAAUAUGAAAUGUCUUGAAUGUGAGGAAGCACGGCCAAAGAGACAGCUGACUGGUGGGGAAUGGGAGUGUCCUCAAUGUGAUUUCUUUAAUUAUGGGAGAAACAAAGUAUGCCUAAGGUGUGACUGCAAGCGGCCUGGAGAUGUCUCGAUUGGUACUACCAGCUUCAGGUCUAGCUUAGGAUUUGGGGAUGAGAAUAAUGCAAGUGGGGUUGAUCUCAGUAGCAGGUUGGCUGCAAAUGAAGAAAAGGCACAACGGUGGUUUAGUAAGGUUUCUCAGCUAAACGGUACUUCCAACAUGAACAAUUCCAUAGCAGAUGAAGAUUUUCCCGAAAUUAUGCCAUUAAGGAAAGGGGUGAACAGAUUUGUUGUAAGCACUAGGAAGACACCACUAGAGAGGAGGUUAGCUAAUGCUCAGUACCAAAGAAACUUGGGUGAUGACAACACAGCUGAGGGUACAAAUAAUUCUGGUAGCGCAUCUGCUUCAGGACGAAAUGCUGUCACAGACAGCGCUUCUGUUUCUAAUUCAGAUUCUCAACAAUUUGUUUCCCACAAUGGAAGCAAUUCGAACUAUGUUCCUUUCGUGCCACUGCCAGCAGAUAUGUUUGCCAAGAAACCUGAGAAUUCAAAGACAGAGGAGGCUAAAAAGGAAACACCAUUGUCAGACAAUUCCAUAUCUGUUGCUGCUAAGAUUGGUGGGCAAACAGCUGCUAUGACAGAAAGCAAAAGGGAUGUUAAUUCAGGGGACAAUUUGCAGCCAUCAGCAACACCAGCAAACCAAAAUGAGGAGAAAGAUGAGAAAGAACAAGCUCAAAAAUCUGAGAGAUGGUUUAAGAGGGUCGCAGAGCUGCAUAAUGUAACAGAUCUGGCCUCUGCAAUUUCGGAUGAAGACUUCCCUGAGAUAAUGCCAAUGCGUAAAGGAGAGAACCGCUUUGUAGUUAGCAAAAAGAAAGAUUGGUCUUUGACUUCUCCAGCAUACAAAAGGCGAAUGGCCAUGGAGCAAGGAGGCAAUUCCAAUUUUGUCCCCUUUGUUCCAUUCCCACCUGACUACUUUGCUAAAAAGGACAAAGAGCUGCCAGAAUCUGCUGAUUCACCUUCGAAAGCAGUUGAUGAAACAUCAAACUCUGCAAUACCUGACAAGUUGAGUGAGGCUACACAUGGUCCACCUUGCAGAGAUGGUGUGCAACAAAUGGGAAGUCAAGGGACUGGUUCUGGCAGCUGGAAGAUGCAACCUUCUGAAAUAAGCUUAAAUCAGAAUAUGAAGGGAACAUAUGACUCACAAACCAGAGGAAAUUUGACCCAGAGUUCUUUCAAUCUCCAAACAAGUGGCAGUAGUCGUUGGAGCCGAGAGUACUCUGAGAAUGGAAAUAUGAACGAGAUUACACAUACGGCAGAGAGAUCAAGUAGCAACAGUGGAUAUAUCCAGAAAGAAGGCAGAGAAGAAAUGGCAAAUUCGGUAGGAAAUCCUCCACAACCAUCGGAAACAGAGAAUAUUAGGAAUACAUGGUCUGGGAAGAGCUUGGAGGGUUCAGCAGUGAAGGAACCGGAUCCUUUAGACAUGUCAGAGGAGGCAAAAGCAGAGAGAUGGUUCAGGCGGGUUGCCCAGAUCAAGGACAUAUCAGAACUAAGCCAGAUCCCUGAUGAAGAUUUCCCUUCAAUAAUGCCAAUGCGAAAAGGUGUCAAUAGGUUUGUUGUAAGCAAGAGGAAAACACCAUUGGAGAGAAGGUUAACAUCACAACAAUAUCGAAGAAACCUUCCAAUUGUGAGCUCGGAUCCAGCGAACAAGCAAAAUGACAGUAAUAGCUAAACAGGCGAAAAUAGACCCAAAUUACGGUAUAAUUUCUUUAUUUUGUUGCAAAAUUUUUGUUCGGCAUAUAUUAUUUGCGGAGACAAAUAAUCAUUGCAAAAAUAUCAACUCUGUAUCAUAUAUAGUUCAUAAUUUUAGCUAAAUAUCCGUUUUGUCUAA